Molecule: messenger RNA, 1785 nt
Organism: Prunus mume (Japanese apricot)
Lineage: Eukaryota; Viridiplantae; Streptophyta; Magnoliopsida; Rosales; Rosaceae
Source: RefSeq, a predicted model, not a curated record
AGCUCAGCCAUACCAGGACAAACCACAGCUAAGAUGCUGCGAAUCUUCUGUUUUCCCCACACCACACCUCACUGCAAACUUAUAUAUAAACCCACCAAACCCAACCAGUAAGUUAAUUGGUAUCGUCAAAAGGGAGCAAUGGCAGCCACUAGACUAUUGCGCACGUUUAAGCCUAUGACUAUUCAUUCUUCUUCUUCUUCUUCUUUUUUGCCGCCGAAGACGCUGCGGUGUUCGAGCAAGGCUGGAAGCUUAAGCGGAGAGAAGAGACUUGGUGGGAAGAAUGAUAAUCACGAGAGAAAGCAAAUGAUGGUUGUCAAGGCCUCAAUGGCCACUUCAGACACAAUGAGCAUCACUUUGAAGCCACAAGUGAAUCGGGGUAGGCUCGCAGAAUUGGUUUCCCUGCUUAUAAAGACUAACCGUGCUUUGCUCAUUCUUUUGAGAACGGCCCUCAAGCCAAAACCUUCGAGACAGCAGGUCCAGAUGUUCAUUGAAAGGGGGAUAAUAGACUGUCGAUUCUUUACAUUACUUGCAGUUUCGGGAUCCUUACUUGGCUCAGUUUUGUGCUUUGUAGAGGGUUGUUUUAUGGUUCUAGAGUCAUAUUUCCAGUAUUUCCAUGCCUUGUCACACAAGACGGAUCAAGGACAUAUGGUGCAUCUACUUAUUGAAGCCAUUGGUAACUGCUCUCGCUCUCUCAGCUCUCUCAGCUCUCUCUCAGCUCACUAUAUCUACCCUACCCUAACCUACCCAAAAACUAAUAAUUCAUGUUUUUUCAUUCUUUCUACAGACAUGUUCCUGGUAGGAACCGCCAUGCUUAUUUUCGGGGUUGGGUUGUACGCCAUGUUCGUGGGAUCAAAGGCCGUGAAAGAAAAAGGACCGAGGUUUUCAGAGUCAAACUUUUUCGGUCUCUUCUAUAUGAAGGCACCUCCAGCCUGGGUUGACAUGAAAUCGGUUUCGCAAGCAAAGUCGAAAAUAGGGCAUGCAGUGGUGAUGAUACUUCAAGUGGGAUUGUUGGACAAGUUCAAGAGUAUACCUCUGGUUACUCCACUGGAUCUCGCUUGCUUUGCUGGAGCUGUGCUUCUUUCCUCUGCUGGUACCUUCAUCCUCGCCAGACUCUCCACCACCUCCGGGGCUUUUGCUGGUGUACAACAUGGAACAUAGAUCAUACAACUAACUCAUCAAAAUUAAUGCUCAAAAGUUCAUCAUAACAGUCAACAUACGGUCCAGUUGGUUUAUAUUAAAUUCAUUUAUAACCCAUUCUUUUUGUAGUAUACACCUACUCAAUACCAAUACCUACGUAGCGUAGUCAAGUCAGAUCAUUAUAUACUUCACUCAAAGGGAAGAAUGCCUUAAAUCCCUCUCUAUACUAUAGAUGUUGUAAUCCAACCACGAUUAAAGUACAAGGUUGAUGGUUAUACAAGUAUUCAUUUAUUAUUCAUUUGUCAAUCUUCCCUUGUUCGGAUCAAUUGUACUUUGAUUCUUUACAUAUAUAAAUAUCGGACUAGCCUAGGUACUUUGAUAGCUCAGAAAAAAAUUGUUGUUCUAGGAACGAAAAAAGAUUUACAGAAACUGAAAAGAGAACAACGUUAAGAGCUAAACUUGGAGAACAGAGUGCACCUCCUGUUUCAUUUUUGGAGAGCAAUAUCUGCCCAGAAAAGAAAAUGGAACUCACAUUCGAUUCGAGUUUAUAAGGCGGGAUUUCCUCGCUCGUUUCACCUACGAUGCUUUACAUUUCUACAUUUAAAUCCUUGGUCAUUGGUGUGCAAUUUAAAUCUUCAUUUUUUCAUC